This is a messenger RNA of Pollicipes pollicipes, 2116 nucleotides long. Its product is annotated as USP6 N-terminal-like protein. The transcript has 12 exons. Bases 371 to 2116 code for a protein of 581 amino acids. Gene Ontology annotation, biological process: regulation of GTPase activity. NCBI's taxonomy places the organism in Eukaryota, Metazoa, Arthropoda, Thecostraca, Pollicipedomorpha, Pollicipedidae. Gene Ontology annotation, molecular function: GTPase activator activity; small GTPase binding. The record is from RefSeq and is a predicted model, not a curated record.
CGGGGCGGGCGUGGCGGCGGCUCUGAGCGGCAUCGCGAGCCGCCCCGCCGCGCCGUGCGAUAGUACCGCGCUCGUGCUCGCCAGGCGGGGUCGGCGUGCUCGUGGGCAGCUCGGCAGGUGGACGGCCCCCGGGCUGCAGCACCGUCCCGCCGCUGCCGGAGAUGCCCGGCAGGCGGGCGGUGGUCUGUGGGAUCGGAUACCUGCAGACAUGACACCGGAGUGAAAGUGUGCGGGUGGCCGGGAGCCUUCUGUUGCGGGUGGCGAGCGCUGGCUGCUGAGUCAGCUGGGGAUGUCCUGACAUUUGGCGGCGCGACGAAGGAGGACCAUGCGCCUGCACAGUUGAGGCGGCGGCGCGGCCGGCGAGGCGGCCAUGACGCCGCCGGAGGAGGUGUCCGAGGAGCCGGCGGAGCGCGAGGCCCGAGAGCGCUCCGCCAUCGUGGCCAAGUACGACAUCGGCCACGAGGACGGCGCCCAGAUCGACCCCUGGGAGGACCCCAAGUUCGAGAUCUACCACGUCACCGACCGCUACGGUUUCAUACAUGACGACCGUCUGCCGGCGACGCGGUCCGUGCUGGAGCGCAAGCAGCAGGCGCUGGAGCUGUCGCGGGAGAAGAAGUGGCUGGACAUGCUGGCCAAGCUGGAGCGCUCGGGCCGCGACCACAAGCGCCUCGACAAGUUCCGCUCGCGCGCCUACAAGGGCAUCCCGGAUAAGCUACGCGGCAAGGUGUGGGCGCACCUGCUGCGCGUCGAUGAGGAGAAGCAGCAGCACCCCGGCACCUACCAGGAGAUGAGGGCGCUGGCUCGUCAGUGGUCGCCCGAAGUGCGGCAGAUCGACCUGGAUGUCAACCGCACCUACCGCGACCACAUCAUGUUCCGCAAGCGCUACGACCUCCAGCAGCAGGCGCUCUUCCACGUGCUCGCGGCGUACUCGAUGUACAACUCGGAGCUGGGCUACUGCCAGGGCAUGUCGCAGAUCGCCGCCCUCCUGCUCAUGUACAUGAAUGAGGAAGACGCGUUCUGGGCGCUCUCCGUGCUCAUGACGGGCAACCUGUAUCGGAUGCAUGGUCUGUUUAUCCAUGGCUUCCCAAAGCUGUUAAGGCUGCAAGCGCAUCACGACAAGAUCAUGAAGAAGUACCUGCCCAAGUUGAAAAAACACAUGGAAAAGAACGGCAUCGACACGGGUAUCUAUACACUCAAAUGGUUCUUCCAGUGCUUCUUGGAUCGGGUGCCGUUCACGCUGGCGCUGCGGCUGUGGGACGCCUACCUGCUGGACGGCGAGCCGAUCCUGGUGGCCGGCGCUUACAUGAUCCUGAAGCUGCACAAGAAGACGCUGAUGCGCCUGCCCAUGGAGGAGAUCCUCGACUUCCUGCAGGUGCGCCUGGAGCGGGACUUCCAGUUCGACGACGACACUGCCAUCCAGGAGAUGGAGCGUUGUCUGGACGAGCUGCGCGCCGGCAAGCUGGACCGGCCGGGCGCGCCGUCCGACCGUGAGCUGCCGUGGGUCCUGUCUGCCCCGCUGGUGGACAUGUCCACCGAGGUCCGGCCGGGCACCUGGUACCGCCAGGAGACGGUCAGUUCGUACCGGUACAGUGACCCCACCACGCUCGCGUGCUACCACUACCAGAGCUCGAUCGUGCUGGAGCAGGCCGCUGGGAGUCGUCCGCGUCACGCCAGUGUAGACGCGACCCGCUCCCGCGCCGACUCCGGCUUCACGCCGGCUACCGCCAACGGCCUGUCGCCGAGCCGGCGCCGGCGGCCGACGCAUCUCAGUCUCACGCAGCUCAACCUGGAGCCGACCUCGCCCGGCGCGCACGUCAGCCUGGAGCCUGUCUCUCCCGGCAAGGUGUCCAUCUACGUGUCGUACGCGGCCAACGGGCGUCGGUCGCCGGCCGACUCGGCCCAGAUGUCGCUGCGGUCGCGCGGCUCGUCCAAGGCGUCGGUGCGCUCGCCCGACUUCGGCGGCGCGCUCGGCUCGCUCGGCUCGUCUAAGGCGUCGCUGCGCUCGCGCGGCUCAUCGCGGCGUUCGGCGCGCUCGCCGGACGGCGGCGCCGGGGACACGCCCGUCACGCACCGCGUGCCCAUCUUCGUGGAGGCAUCCGGCGUCGAGCUGAAGUAG